GACCCAAACCCUAGUAGCCCGUGGCGAGUCUCCUCGCUUGAUCCCCUUUGUCCUUCCACGCGCCGUCACCUCUCUCCCUUCCUCUUCCCAAUCCAGAUCGAAGACGGCGGCUCCUGCCGACGUGCUCCCACCGCAUCGCUCUCCCGCCAUCCACCCCACCACAUCGUCUCCCACCGUCCACCCACACCGGCCGUACGGGCUGGGAUCGUGAGGCUAUCCAUUGUCCCGUCACUAAGUACGAGAAGAAGAUGGACAUGGUCGCCAAGCGCCCGCCGGGGACGAAGGUGAGGAAUACCAGGACGUCAACUGCUCUGAUCCGGCGAGCAACCCUGCAAUCCGACGACGCCGAUGGGAUUCCUGGUGACCUCCGCCAUCUUCUUCCUCGCCGGCUUCAUCGCCUGCCUCUUCUCGCUCCUCUGCUGCAACCGCGGCGCCUCCACCAACAUAUUCCGUUUGACUCUGGUGAUUACUGCUACAGAUUGUUGUUGGAUGAUGAAAGUGGUGAGGAGAUGUUGAUGAUGCCUACUUGCUUGGCUGCUACGGUGAUGCAUGCACCGACGAAGCAAGCACACAUGCAAGGCUGGCCCCAUGUAUCUUCCUUGGCUGCGAACAUCAUCUAUAGGAUAGCUGCAGUAUGACUAGGACAAGCUACAAGCUCCCAGAGCGUCUGAUCCAGGGUGCGUUAGGGCCAACCUAUUACAAAAGAUGGCCAUGCUCAUGAGCCCCUCUGGAUCAAAUAGGUAUUCCUUUCUGCCUCUCUUUGGAUUCACUCAUAUUUUGCCUCAUGGAUUGAUGGAUUUGUCCUAUGGUACUAUAAUCUUCGAAUGGCAAACAAUGUUGCCUAUGGAAAUUUUUCAUUUUC
Molecule: messenger RNA, 862 nt
Organism: Triticum dicoccoides
Lineage: Eukaryota; Viridiplantae; Streptophyta; Magnoliopsida; Poales; Poaceae
Exons: 4
Coding region: 249-638 (129 amino acids)
Source: RefSeq, a predicted model, not a curated record